This is a messenger RNA of Delphinapterus leucas (beluga whale), 5140 nucleotides long. It is a transcript of the gene HIBCH, whose product is annotated as 3-hydroxyisobutyryl-CoA hydrolase. Gene Ontology annotation, cellular component: mitochondrion. The record is from RefSeq and is a predicted model, not a curated record. Gene Ontology annotation, molecular function: 3-hydroxyisobutyryl-CoA hydrolase activity. Gene Ontology annotation, biological process: L-valine catabolic process. NCBI's taxonomy places the organism in Eukaryota, Metazoa, Chordata, Mammalia, Artiodactyla, Monodontidae.
CGUGUGGCGUGAACGCCAAGCGAGCGGGCUGCCGGGUCGGGGUUGUUUUAGGCUCGAGUGUUUUGACGAUGGGGCUGCGGGAGAUGUGGAGACUCAUGUCGAGGUUUAAUUCAUCCAGAAGGACUAAUAUCAUACUGCAGCAUUUGAGAAUGUCUAAGCACACAGAUGCAGCAGCAGAAGUCCUAUUGGAAAGAAAAGGUUGUGCAGGAGUGAUAACACUAAACAGACCAAAGUUCCUAAAUGCACUGAAUCUUAGUAUGAUUCGGCAGAUUUAUCCACAGCUAAAGAAGUGGGAACAAGAUCCAGAAACUUUCCUGAUCAUUAUAAAGGGAGCUGGUGGAAAGGCUUUCUGUGCUGGAGGUGAUAUCAGAGUGAUCUCAGAAGCUAGAAAGGCAAAUCAGAAGAUAGCUCAAGAUUUCUUCAGAGAAGAAUAUAUGCUGAACAAUGCUAUUGAUUCUUGCCAAAAACCGUAUAUUGCACUUAUUCAUGGAAUUACAAUGGGUGGGGGAGUUGGUCUCUCAGUUCAUGGGCAAUUCCGAGUGGCUACUGAAAAGUCUCUUUUUGCAAUGCCAGAAACAGCAAUAGGGCUAUUCCCUGAUGUGGGUGGAGGUUAUUUCUUGCCACGACUUCAAGGAAAACUUGGGUGCUUCCUUGCAUUAACAGGAUUCAGGCUGAAAGGAAGAGAUGUGUAUGCAGCAGGAAUUGCUACACACUUUGUAGAUUCUGAAAAGUUGGGCAUGUUAGAAGAAGAUUUGUUAGCCCUGAAAUCUCCUUCAAAAGAAAAUAUUGCAGAAGUCUUAGAAACUUACCAUGCAAAGUCCAAGAUUGAUCAAGACAAGUCUUUUAUACUUGAGGAACACAUGGACAAAAUAAACAGUUGGUUCUCAGCCAAUACUGUGGAACAGAUUAUUGAAAAUUUACAGCAAGAUGGUUCAUCUUUUGCCCUAGAGCAGUUGAAGGUAAUUAAUAAAAUGUCUCCAACAUCCCUAAAGAUCACACUAAGGCAACUCAUGGAGGGGUCUUCCAAGACCUUGCAGGAAGUAUUAACUAUGGAAUAUCGGAUGAGUCAAGCUUGUAUGAGAGGCCAUGACUUUCAUGAAGGUGUUAGGGCAGUUUUAAUAGAUAAAGACCAGAGUCCGAAGUGGAAACCAGCUGAUCUAAAAGAAGUUACUGAUGAAGCUUUGAAUAAUCACUUCAAGUCUCUGGGAAGUAAUGAUUUGAAAUUUUGAAGAGACUGGAUUUUUAAAGUAUUAUUUCGGAGCAGAGUUGGCAAACUAUGGCACAUGGGCCAAAGCCAACCUGCUGCCUUUUUUUUUUUUCAUAUAUCCCUCAGCUAAGAAUGGUUUCUGCAUUUUUAAAUGGUUGGAGAAAGAAAUCAAAGACCAAUAUUGUGUGGCAUGUGAAAAUUACAUGAAAUUCAAGUAUCACUGUCCAUAAAUAAAACUUUAUGGGAACAUGGCUUUACUCAUCUGUUACAUAUCUGUGGCUGCUUUGAGUAGUUGCAGUAGAGAUUAUAAGGCCUGCAAAGCCUAAAAUAUUUACUGUCUGGUCCUUUUCAGAAAAAUUUUGCCAGCCCUAUUUUAAAAGAUGGGAAAAUUUGAAGGUCUUAGAUUCUUGAGUUAGUAUAUCUAAUUGAAAUGGGAACUUUAUGUUUUGGCUUAGGGUAUUGGUUUUUAAUGUUGAUUAAGUAAACUUUAUAGGUUAUAAAAAAUAAAAACUGAAAUUUUUUUGGAUACUGUGUUAACACUUCAUAGAAUUUUCUCCAUAUAUAAAUCUAUUUUAAAAUAAUUAUGAGUUUCUGUAGCUGAAGUGUUCCUUUUAUAAUGAUAGAAAUCUCAGGCAAAGAGAAAAGGUUAUUAUGAGGUUGUCUUUCCAGUAUUAUCGACUCAGCCUUGGCUUUUUCUGAAGUUAACCAGAAUCUCUUCCUAUGGGGAAAGUAAAAGCAUUAUUUCUUGUUGUUUAGAGUAUUUGCUAAUCUGGCAGAAUGAGGCAUUAGAAAACUCUAAUCUCUAAGAUAGAGACACUCUGCCCUCUGCAAUUUACAUCAGACUUUUGUGUGAUAACAGUAAUUUGUUCUUACACAGUUCAAAUCAGGAGAAAGGACUUGAAAACAAGAGGACUUCUGUUCAAAAUAGAAGUACCUUCAGUAAUUGGUGCUGUUGACAAAAUAAGUUUUUUUUAAGGUACACAACUGUGGAUGUUCCAGACUUGGAACAUUAAUGUUUAGGUAAGAAUUAUUUUUAAAUUAAAGAUCAGCUUAUGAUUUACUUUAUAGCUUGGUACAAUUUUUCCAUAAUUCUAAACCCCUCAGAAACUAAGAGAACUUUAGUUUUGUGAAAGAAUGAAAAGCAGGCAGAACCGGAAAAGACAUCAAAGAUUAUAUCCUGCACCCUUCUCAGAGAUGAGGAAAUUGCAGUCCAGAAGGAAUUGCUUUAAAUUUUCUUUUCUCAAUAUACUUAACAUGAAGCAUUUUUCUUCCCCCCAAAAUUAGGAACAUAUUUGGAAAAAAAAUGCCAUGAUAAUGAACAUGUUUACAUUUAUAUUCUUAAAGCUUCUAAAUGUGGAUGUGAAUGAUCUAAGAAAAUACUUGUGUAAAUGGACUUUUAUUUUCUUUGUAUUUGCUAGAAAUGCAGAAAAUGUUAAGUCCUUUAUGUUAAAAAAUUUGAAAUCACACAAUGGUGAAAAGCAUUUGCUUGCUUCAAUUAAAUAAGGACUCAUAACUAGUUAAUUGCAACUAGACUUUUAUUGAACAGUUAGGAAAAAUGUUUUCACAAAAAUAUUUGGGAAAAAAUAUACCAUUUCAUAGCUAAGUCUUACAGUGAAGAGAAUUUGCUAACAAAAGUUGAGUUUUGCCAAGUAAGAUGUAGGGAAUACAUCUGAGCCUGUGCCCACUGCUCCAAGGAAGACAUGUCCAGUUUGGUCACACAAAUACAGGAUGGGGGCAUUAUGAUUAAGCAAACAAUUUAUUUGUUAGAACUUUGUUUUUAAAUUACUGUUCCUUGACAUUAUUUAUAAUUUGUCUCUAACUUUUGAUUUCUCAAACUAUAUAAUUACAAAAGUAUAGUCCCCCCAUCUCAUACAAUGCCAGUGAUACUGAGUAGGAUAUAUGAGUGUCAUCUACUUCAUUCAACAUGUCUCUUUUUAAUACUUAUAAGGCAGUUUGACACAAAUGAUUCCUUUGGGACUAAGAUAAUUUUUAUCCCCUUCAAAAUUGUGCUUUAAGUGCUAAUAACCAUAGGUAGUUUGCAAAGAACUGAUAAGGCAAUGGAAAGUGGAGAACUGUCAGGUCAAAGGCCUGUGACUGAAAGGUAAUAACUAGCACUCAAAAGACACUGAACUGGGAAGGGAGCAGUGAAGCACAUGUGUGGGGUUAUGUGAGUUUUCUUAAAUGAGGAAUCAGCACAUUUCUCUCUGCUAAUCUGCUGCUUCCAGAGUUGCCCCCUGCAGGUUCUUUGUCAUGCUGGUGGCACUCAUCUGCCCCUCUACUGGAUGUUCUUGAGGGAGAAGAUUCAGUGGUUGGGCACAUGUGAGUGUGGUAAAGAACGGAACAGAACUUGGCUACUGUGUCCUUCCCCUCAGAUGAAAACACUGGAAACUUGUUUUUGGAGCCUGAUGUGAGUGUUGUUUCUUGGGCCCUCUUUUCCCCAUUUUCUUUUCCCUUAUGAUUUGGCCACUAUUCUUAUUUCUUCUGUGUUUGUGAUCUAAGUUGGAACGAAUGUUUCCCAUUCCAGUAGCUAAUAAUUCUUUCAGUCUUCUGUUUUCCUUCCUUCUCAAGCAGCCCUUCUACUCUUUGUUCAUGAAAGACCUUCAGAAUGAAGUAAAUCCAAUAUUUAAAGAUGAAGGUAUGUAAGAAGUUGAAUUAUCGUAUCAAAGAUGUUCUCAUUAAUCUUGUCAUCUAGGCCAAACCAUAUCUUGAUAACCAUCAUACGCAGUAUAUUUGUUGAUCCAGCUCUUUCCUGCCUGCCCCCAACUUGGUUUAUCCACUAACUCACUGAUUAUGCAAGCCUUUGUAGUUCCGUGUCCAUGGUUUGACAUAUUAUACAGCAUACGUCUCCGUAAGUGUCUGUAUGUCACAAGAUACUAUACUGUUAAAGUGAGUCAGGGGCAAGGGGGUGGUGCUCAGUGACAAAACCCUAUUGCCAUAGUAUCAGAGAGGGUGGCAACAGAGAUUAGACCCUUAGAUACGGGUCUGGCAGGCCUGCCUGUAUUUUACCCCUAGAAAAUAGAGGCCCAGGGCAAAGGAGGAACCUGAGAUCAAAAUAUUUAGAUAUAAUCAAAGCCUACUAGUCUAUGUCCCUAUGUAUGCUGAAAAAUUUAGUGUGAUGCGCUGCUUUUAUAUGGCUUUGUGUUCUCACCAUAAUAUGUAUUAUCUUAUAUACUUACUUAUAUCUUUUAAACAGCAGUGACCUUGCGGCAAAAGUAUCUGAUGUAAAAUAUAAAAUGAAUGAAAAACGGCAACAUCUAGGCUUUUGUCUGAGUCAUUAGCAUAAGCACUCAUAAACCUAAAUUUUUCUUCAUGAGCUGGAAAUAUGUUUUGCACUUUUUGGAAACUUUCUGUUCUUAGCCUUGUAACUUCAGAUCCUUGUAUAAACAGGGGUGGUGGGUUUUCUAUUUUGUAAAGUUGCUAGAUUAUAAGUACAACAGGACAGUACAAACCCUGGGAUUAGGUGAAAGUUAAAUGACCAGUUGUCCAAAGGCAACUGAAAAGUGGCACACCACUCACUUCAAAAGAAUUUUCUUUGCCAAUUUACCUUGGAGAAUUCAGUCUAUUUGAUUGUGGGUUUCAGAGUAUAACUGCUAAAAUUAGAGGUAGCAAUUCUGCCUGCUUAUAAGGUCAUACACAUUUAUGUCAUUAGAGGUCACAAGCCUUUUUCUGCCUUUCUUUAGAUUUCAAUGACCAGGCUCUGUUGUAUCUUAAUAAAAGGAUCCAAUUGCAUGGGCUUAAAUAAUUCCUAUUCCAGUUAAACUCAAUGUGUGGCAAAUCUUGAUGAAAAGAUACUUCUAAAGACUCAGUCUCAAUUUUCUUGCAAGUUACAUCUUCUAGUACCUUCUUCCCCCUUUCCUGAAUUUUCUGUUACCACUGAUCUUAAACAGUACUUAAUUAAAAAAAAAAAAAAAAAAAGCCUUCCUAAAAAAGUAG